Messenger RNA from Solanum dulcamara, 1142 nucleotides. RefSeq lists its product as uncharacterized. The transcript has 2 exons. The record is from RefSeq and is a predicted model, not a curated record. Lineage: Eukaryota; Viridiplantae; Streptophyta; Magnoliopsida; Solanales; Solanaceae. The coding region runs from base 108 to 626 and encodes 172 amino acids.
UAUUUAAACUAACACCACCAUAUCAUCUCCCUAUCCAUCAAUUUGUCCCUCAAACCAUUUGAACAAAGAGAGUAAAUAGAAAGAGCAAAAUCCAAAUCCAAAUCUCCAUGGCUGAAACUAUACAACAACAAGAAGAAGAACCUCCCUUGUUUCCAUCAUCAUCAACCUCUUUUUCCUCCAUGCUUGUCUUAAAGAAUCUUAUGAGCAAAAGACGAACAUGGGUCUUUCUGUUUCUCACUGUCUACGCAAUUUUACUCUCAAUUUCUUCGAAUUUCCUCAAUUCAGUACUUUCUUGGUAUGAAUCCACCAUGAAAUUGACACCCACUUCAGCUCUCUACGGAUCUAUGGUAUUAGGACUUGCGUUUGGGGUUUUGUCCAUUGUAGCAGCUCUAAUCGUCGUUGUUCCAGCAACGCUUGUAACUUGGAUCACUAUUUUGGUUUUACUGACAUUUGCAGGUAAAGGGAGAAGGGAUUUGGUUAUGGAAGGGAAGAAAUUGACGGGUGAGAUUACUGGGUUUGUUGUUAGGGUUUUGAUUAAAGAAGGUAAUCUUGUAGCUGUCAUUUGUGCUGUUCUUGGGUAUUUUGCACUUGUUAGAAGGAACAAAGAAGACGGUAAUGAUUAUUGAGUUUGAAUCUUUUUACAAUCAUAAGCUCGAUCACGGAGAAAUCUCAGUAGCUCAGCUGGUUGGCUAUUGAACUUUUACUUUAUUGGUAAGUCUAGCGUAUUGAGGAGGCCUCUAAGUAAUCACAUGAAAGUCGAUUGCUCUGCCUCAUGUCGCCCUUCCAAGAUAUCUGAGGACGGUGCAAUGUGAAUUUUGGGAGAUUUGGGAUUGGUUCGUUCAAAAAUCAGAAUUUGAUAAAGAUUCAAUCUUUGAGCUAAUUUGAAGUUCCUGUUAGAUUAGUUUCAAGGGUGUAAGCAUAAGUUAGAAUUGGUAGCUUUGUUUAGCAGUAGAAAUGAUAAAUGUUUAUGCAAUGUAUGAUAUAUGUAUAAACUGUCUUUUGUUUGUGUCUAUUCUAUUGAUCUUUGUUUGUUAUGUAUAGAAUUUAUCUGAUACUUAUGCUGACGAAAUGUAAUGAAAUAUUACUGUAACAACCCAAACCCCUCCUUUUGAGUAUUUUAUGUAUCGUUGCAUGAUUCGAGA